AGGUCGUCACGAUGUUCGUCUUCAACUUUCUACGCCGAGGCCUCCUCGACGCCGACAAGCUGACCGUCGCGUCCAUGCUGGCGCUGCGCGUCCUCGUCCGCUCCGGCGACGUCCAGCCAGACGAGCUCGGCCUGCUCAUCCGCGCGCCCCUCGACCCGACGCCGUCGGUGAUGCCGGAGAGCAUGAGGAGCUGGCUGACGGAGACGCAGUGGGCGCAGCUGAAGUGCCUGGAGCAGCUGCCCACCUUCCGGACGACCUCCAGCUCCCUGACGCACUCCAUCGAGCAGGACUCCUUGGGCUGGAAGCGCUGGUUCGCGGAGGAGCGCGCCGAGGCCGUGGACCUGCCCCGCGGGCGCC
Messenger RNA from Prorocentrum cordatum, 357 nucleotides. NCBI's taxonomy places the organism in Eukaryota, Dinophyceae, Prorocentrales, Prorocentraceae. The record is from the annotation of a GenBank genome assembly.